Messenger RNA from Leptopilina heterotoma, 8085 nucleotides. It is a transcript of the gene Ubr3, whose product is annotated as E3 ubiquitin-protein ligase Ubr3. Lineage: Eukaryota; Metazoa; Arthropoda; Insecta; Hymenoptera; Figitidae. Gene Ontology annotation, molecular function: zinc ion binding; ubiquitin protein ligase activity. Bases 582 to 6440 code for a protein of 1952 amino acids. The transcript is spliced from 28 exons. Gene Ontology annotation, cellular component: ubiquitin ligase complex; cytoplasm. Gene Ontology annotation, biological process: ubiquitin-dependent protein catabolic process via the N-end rule pathway; protein ubiquitination. The record is from RefSeq and is a predicted model, not a curated record.
AGUUUUCAAAGUGUUUGCAGUGAAUAGUGCGUGAGUGUGUGUGUGUGUGUGCUUACAGUACUACUUUGCUUCCAUCAAUUUUUCAAUCAUCAAGUAUUUUGACAAUUAUUCAUUCGUGUGUCGUGCGCGUAAAUUUUACUCGAAAUCAAGUGUGGUGUUUCCCAGCCUUUAAAAAAACAUUGAACUGAUCGAUAAUUUUCAAAAGUCAUGUGGCUUUAUAUGAAAUCAAGGAGUGCUUUGACGGGAGAUUUUCACUGACAUGAAGGUUGUGAAGAAUCCACUGGUCUACGGGCCACUUUUACUUGGCAGAUUAUCUAAAGGCACUUUCAUCAAAAAAUAUCGAAAGUGCAGAAAUGGUUGUAAAUUGAAAGUUCGUUUUAAUCGUGAAAUUAAAUAAUAAGAAGACAAUAUAUAAAGUUUUGUGAAGAAGAAAAAAUCUAAUGCCUGAGCAUUUUUGCUUCAAAAGGCAUCAACCUUCAACUUGUGUCACUUGUGUGUAUAAUAUAUAGUGUGGAAAAUUUUUUUUUUAAAUUCUUGUGUCUAGUUUUUUAAUAUUGAAAAGAUCGUUUUUUUUAUUAACAAUGGCUUCGACAUCGAGUCCAUCGGUUCAAGUAUUAAUGAAUAAAGGAAAACGUGGGGCUGCUGCCUACAUCCAUGCAGAAUGUAGCAACCGGGCUAUGGGAUCCGGCUGCCCACGUCAUCUCAAUGAACUCCUGGAUAUUUUACUGAAUCCUAGUAAAGCUAUCGAUGACUGGGAAACCAUCGACUGGUGCAAGUGGUUAAUGGCCGGGGGCCGAACACCAGAUGAAUUUGUUAACACAGUGAGAAUUUACGACAAUGCGACUAAUUGUGGAUUAGUUUGGACGCCGAAUUUUGUUGCCUAUCGAUGUCGAACGUGUGGAAUUUCCCCGUGCAUGUCACUGUGCAAGGAAUGCUUCAAAAAAGGAAAUCAUACUCAACACGAUUUCAAUAUGUUUAUAAGUCAAGCUGGAGGUGCUUGCGACUGUGGAGACACGUCUGUUAUGAAGGAAGCUGGAUUUUGUGACAAACAUGGACCAAAAGCAGCGGCCAACAAAACAGUCGCACCUUCGGAAUUGAUGUGCGUGGCUGAAGCAAUGAUGCCAAGAAUUAUCCUCCGACUAAUUCAACAUCUUCGAGAAAAUUGCAAAGUUGGAGUAGCCGAUUAUCGGGUCGCUAUUCAAGGUGCAGAUGCUUAUUUAUCGAUGCUAUUAGAUUUUAAUAAUAUGGGUGCAGUAAUGCGACAUGUAAUGACCGCAGCACUCACGAAUCCUCAAAAAUAUCGUUGCUUUAUGGAUCCUUCAAUUUUCACUGGGAAAUCAGAUUACGAUAACUACUGUCAGGACAGUAAUAAAAUUUAUCAAGACGCUAUUAAAUCGCUACCAAAUCCCGAACCACCAGAUGAAUAUAAAGAAUGUGCCUCUUUGAGAGAGCAUUUGGAACACAAUACAUUUUUAGAGGAACUCGUUUUUUGGACGGUCGCUUAUGAAUUUCCUCAAAAACUUGUUUGCUUUUUAUUGAAUAUGCUGCCGGAUCCCGAUUACAAGGAGGACUUAACUAGAGCUUUUGUACUUCACUACAGUAGAAUAUCAAUGAUGCUGGAACGAUCGACAGAUCCUGAAACUUUAAGUAAUCGAGUCGUUCACGUCAGUGUACAGUUAUUCAGCAAUGAGGGCUUGGCUCUUCGAAUGGUUGAUCAGUUGAAAUUACUUCACGUUAUGGUUAUUAGUUUAAAGUACAUGAUGGGAAAAAUAAUUAUUCAAAAUACACUGCACGAUCCAGAUAAAAAUUUCCACUAUGUCGUUGAUUGUGGUCGUCAAGUGAUGAAGGAACAUUGUUAUUGGCCUCUCGUGUCGGAUUUAAAUAAUGUACUCUCACAUAAACCUGUCGCUUACAGAUUCAUGACGGACGAUACUCUUUUAGAAAUGUGGUUCGAUUUUCUCUCCAUGUUUCAGGGUAUGAAUGUGAAUCAACGAGAAUUGGGACAGCAUGUGGAGUUCGAGCCUAAUACUUAUUAUGCGGCAUUCAGCGCUGAAUUAGAGGCGAGUGCUUAUCCAAUGUGGGCUUUGGUGUCUCAUUUACAAGGGCCUGAAAGUGUUGUUCUCAGUCGACGGAUUCUUACAUUUUGUCUCUGUGCACUGCAAGACUGGUUGGAUGCUAUUAAUUACACCGACACAAAUGUGAGCGAUAGACUGCAGGUCUCGUUUCAUCUGCCUCUUCACAGAUAUUUUGCAGUAUUCAUGUGCCGUGCCGCCAAACAACAGGGAGUCACACUUCAUGAAUUAUUGCCGUCAACUGAAAUGCUGCACCUUCUCAUGAUGCAUCCAUUACGUGUCCAAGUGGCGUUUUACGAAAUUUUGAAUGGCCUUUGGGUUCGUAAUGGAUUACAAAUUAAAGGACAGGCGAUGACUUAUGUUCAAUCGAAUUUCUGCAAUUCCAUGGUCGACGCUGAUAUUUAUCUUCUUCAAAUUUGUGCAAUGAAAUUACAACCUGAUGUGUUCCUGAAAACAGUCAUCGAUAAAUUCCACGUGAGAGAAUGGAUGAGUCUCAGUCUCUAUCAUGCGCCACAGAAUGAAUAUCUUGAAGGUGAACACGAUACUCCAAUGCUCGAGAGUUGUUUGACAUUUUUGGCAACGUUACUCAAUAUUCGAACGAAUUUAGGACUUUCGGACGCUGAAAUGGCUGGUUUAGAAAUGGUGACACUUUUAUGCAUCGGAGAUAAAACGCACAGUCAAUUAAUGGAAUUAAUGCCAGAACGUUGUGGCACAACUCAAAAUCGUGAUUUUGAGGCAAUUUUAAGAGACGUCGCUGAUUUUAGAGCUCAAAACACUGAGGCAAGUGGAAACAUGCAGCAGAGAAUGUACGGUCCAAAACAACGUGUUUGGGAAGAAUUAUUCGAUCCAUUGCACGUUUCCCUGAGGGCGGUUCAUAGAAAAGAUUUUCAAGUAGCUAUGGAUCGAUUUAUUAAAUAUGUAAAACAAUCGGGAAAAGUGAAAAAUAGUGCAACGCCUUGGCCACCGUUUCGACAUCCUGUUCCUGUUUCGUCGAAUUAUGACGAUCCAAGACUCGUUCUUCGAUCGAAAGUCUUCCACGCAAUGAUUUAUAUUAUUUUGUAUAAAUCCGUUAAUGGUCACAAUGUUUCGGAAAAUGUAAUGGCUUUGGCGGUUUAUCUUUUAGAAAUGGCUGUUAUGAGCGCUGAAGUUCCUGAUAAAGCUAGCAAUCCAUUGUGUCAGUAUACAAGUGGAGAGUCUUCUCGUGUGAUAAAAGAUAUGGAAUUGUCGAGUUGGUUUGCAAGUGACGAUUUAUCAGAAAAUCUUCGAACUGUCGUGCCUCGAGUUAUUUUGAUGCAAGAAACGGAGCACAACAGUAUGACUAGUGAAUAUUGCGACUUUGAUUGGGAAGUUCAAGGAGAAAUGACUGAAGUAGCUUCGUCGUUAAUGUUAGAUGAUAGUGUCGUUGAAAAUGCUUUGGCACUUGCCUUUGAGACUGUUGACGCAAAUAGUGAUACAAUGGGCGAAUCCGCUUCGCUCCCGGCUUUACCCUCCAGCACUAAUGUUGAAUAUAGCAUGGCUAUUGUACCUGAAGAUGGAAUUGUUGCCAUUCCACGUGGCAAUAGUGACGAGAUAUUAAUAACACCUCCGCAAAGAGCGUUGCCACCGUCCAUCGAAGAAUCCAUGGCCCUUGCCCUUGAAUCACCUCCUUCACCGCACCAUCAUGUAGGUCCACCGGCUCUACCUCCAGUGCCUACCGUCCCCGCUGUUCUGGCUGGAAACGAAGUAGUUCCGGUUCAAAAUCUAGAAUUAGAUACAAUUUAUCCUCGACUCUCGAGAAGGUCUGAAAAUGUUACGACUGACAUUGUACCCUCAACCUCAAAUACUCAAAGACAUCUUAGACAUAGAGAUCCUCAAGUCGGAUCUUCACAUCCGCAAACAAUGUUGAGAUUAGGAGAAAGUAUAAUCUCCCUAUUAUUAAAACUUCACUCGCAAUUGUCCGGCGUGCCCGAUAGUUAUUAUUCCGAUUCACAUGAGACGAAUGAUGCGGAGGCAAUGAGUGGCUGUUCGACUGAUGACGAGAAGGAAUCGCGUAUUGGCGAUGGACCCUAUUUUAUUUCGCAAUUGUUGAAGAAAAUUGAGAAUCUGGAUCCAAUGUGUAAGGAUAGUAUUAAUGAGACUAGAAACCAAUUGUGGCCGAGAAUGCAGGAAUACGAGGACGAGCAACGUGAACGUGAGCAUCGUGAGAAGGAGGAGAAGAAACGAAGAGCGAAGGAGAGACAGCAACAAGUUAUGGCCGAAUUUGCCAACAAGCAGAAACAAUUUAUGGAGAAGGCCAUGGAAAUUGAUGAGGCAGAAGCUUCCGGCAAUGAUUGGAGUGGUGAGGAGAAUCAAAAUAAACUUAUCAGCAAGAAGGAAUACGAUUGCGUUAUUUGUAAUCAAACGACUCAUAGUAGUGAGGAUAAACCUAUGGGACUCGUUGUUUUAGUACAAGCAACGAGCGUUAUGGGCCAUGAACGACGACAUUCUGAUAGAUUAAUUCUUCGUAUUUCUGACGAUGAUUCCACGCAAUCAAGCGAAACGACACCUAAAGCUGAAACUCGUGGUGCUGCUCUUGAUAUUAGAAUGACGGAAUUAACGAGACAUUUCGAUUUGAAUUCUUGUUUACUUUCGGUGAAUCAAGGCUGGGAGGACGGUGUUCAUGUGCAAACGUGCGGUCAUCAUUUACACUUGGACUGUUUAAAAUCAUAUUUACAAACGUUGCGCAAUCAACAGAGACAACAGACAUUGGCCGUUGAACGCGGUGAAUAUUUGUGUCCAUUGUGUCGUCAAUUGGCGAAUUCAGUUUUACCUCUAUCGCCACAAUUGGGUGAAUGCGCCGCAAUUGUUCGCUCUCGGCAAGCGUCACCGAAGAUAAUACUUUCCGAACUUAAUAAUUUUCUCAAUGAUAUUCAACGAAAUCGGACAUCGUCUAACUUAUCGGUGGCAAUGGGAAAAGCCAUGGAGGAUAUGACGGGCGUCACGUACUUAAAGUAUAAUCAAAAGGGUAUCACUCCUAGUCAUGAAAGUCUAUUUCUUUUUGUAACUUCGGUGGCGAGGACAAAUUUUGAAGUUGAACUGAUUCAACGUGGCGGUUCGCUUUGUAUUCCACCGACGACUGUUCCACUCACGCCGAAACGAGACUGCAUCGUUGCCCUGCUUCACGUAUUAGCGGUGCACGCGAGAGUUUUGACGAAUUGGUCAGUGUCCCACACUUGGCAGCAAUUGGCAGGUUUACCCUCGGACGCCUCGACGCCGUUGGCACUUAUACCUCACGAGAAAGAAGUUCCUCUACUUCUCAGGGAUCCAACAGCUCUGCUUCUGCAGUUUAUUCUCCUACUGCCCUUACACUUAGAUCAAGCUUACUUUUCGGCCGUCGUUAAAGUUAUUUACAAUCUUUUGUAUUAUCAAGUUGUUCUUCAAAUAAGUUGCAACUUAUCUCAAUUGGAGAGAAGUGCUCUUCUUCGAAAAUCAAAAAUUUGCAAACACGAUUCACAUUCAUUGGAAACAACAUUGAGCACUGUCAUUGGCUAUUUUAAUGACAGUAAAAUUUAUGGUAACGAUCCAUCGACAAGCGAAUCGUCCAGUAGACGACCAGUGUCAGCGACGAAUAUUCAAUUUCCUGGAAAAACGCUCAAUUUGGAAUUGAUGGUUCAAAGUUUGUGCCUACCAUUUCUGCGAGUCGCCGCAUUGUUAAGACAUCAUUUAUACGAGCAGCCGAUUCCGUUUAUACACUCAGUGCAGGAGGAAUUUGUGAGACUUGUCUAUUAUCUUGAACUCGUCACGGAGGGAAUGGACAUGGAGAUCUUUUGCUCCCUUGUCGCUCUAAAUUGGCAGGACGGCGAUGCGGCUAUCGAAGUUCCGCGUCUUUGGUGCGAACAAUACAAAGCUUUCGUCUAUCGCAGUGAAAUUGCCGCCAAGAAUUUGAUCGUCGACCAACAUAUUAAUUGGCAGAUGCCAAAACUCUUCAGUCUUCCUAGGGAAUACGAAAAAAUAUUCACGUAUUAUCAUGAACGUCAAUGUCGGAAGUGUCUUUCAGUACCUCAAGAAAUUAGUAUUUGUUUAUUAUGUGGUGAAAUUGUGUGCUUGAAGCAAAAUUGUUGUAAGCAAAAUAAUAUUUGUGAGGCUGUGGAACACGCAAAUAAAUGCGGAGGUGGAACUGGAAUUUAUUUAGUGGUAGCGACAACAUACAUUAUCGUCAUUCGCGGAAAGAGAGCCUGUCUUUGGGGAUCAUUGUAUCUCGAUGACUUCGAAGAAGAGGAUAAAGAUUUAAAGAGAGGGAAACCUUUAUAUCUAAGUCAAGAUCGAUAUCAAUUAUUGGAACAACAGUGGCUUGCACAUAGAUUUGAUCACACGAAAAAGACUUGGGUGUGGCAUCGCGACGCGCUGUGACCUUUCAUUUUGUUGAAUGCAUAGCCCAUUCGAAGCGCAUCAAAAAAAUUUCAACUCUCUGACACACAAACACACACAAUUCCUCCAUCAAUCACUGACUCGCUAUUAAAUAACGCUUCGAAAACUUUUUAACAGUUUUGCUCCACUAGAAAUUAGACAUAUUUAUUCUCAAUUUUUUUUUCUAUUUUUUUCCGAUGCAAUGCUUAGUCGUUACAGUAAUAAUAAUAUUAAUAUUAAUGAUAAUUAUAAUGAGAUAAUUGAAAAUUAUGAGAUGUUUAUAAUCCAUAAUUUAAACUAUUGUCGUUCUUGAGAAAAUAAUGAUGAUGUUGAUGAUAUUGAUGAUGAUAAAAAAACGAUAAUUAUGAUAAAGUUUUAUAAUGAUCGUAAUUAUUUAUUGAUAAUUAUGAUAAACGAUGAUGAUUAUAAUUGAAAAAUUGAAAGUAUUAAAACGUGGUGAUAGCCAGUUUGCAAAAAAUUGAUCAAAUCGAAGAAGUUGAUUGAACUUGACUGUUGUUAAACUUUUGUAAAUUUUAUUUUAAAGUCUCUCAGAUCAUACGAUUGCAGUAAUAAUUUAACUGUGAGUUUUUACACCAAGAAAGAGAUAUAUUUUGAAAAAAAAAGAUUUACUGUCCCGUCGAUUCUCUAAUUUUUCUUUGCAACUUGAGUUAAAAAAUAAUUUUUCAGUUUUCUUCAUGUAAAUUUAUAUUUGCUCCUUGAUUUUUAAUUAAUAGAAACGAAAUUUAAUUACAAGCGAUAAAUUCAACAUUUUUUGGGUUUAAAAAUUAAUUUUGAUUUAAUUUAAAUUACAAUUGAAAAAAUUUGCUUCAUUUUUAAAGAAAGAAAAAUAUCUCUUUCUUUAAUUGUUUCAGUAUAAAUGGAACAAGAAAAUUAAUUUCGAUAAAAAAAAUCGCCCGAUAAGUAAAACGGGAAGAUAAUAAAUAUUUUUUGAGCAUUUUUGAAAAAGAUGUUUACAUCCGAAACAAUUUUUCUCUUGUGUCUAUGGAAUUAAGAAAAAAAUACGAAAUUUGUUAAUAAAAUUAAAGCUACAAAAUGAAAAAAUUCUCGAGAAGGAAAAUAAAUUAAUAAUUAUAGUAAAAAAAAAAAAAAAAAAAAAAAAAAUAAAAAAAAAAAUUCGUCCUAUUUUCAGCACAAUUUUCAUGUGUUGAUGUCACUGCUUGUCACAAAAAAAUAGACAAAGUGAUUAAAAUUAGGCUCCUUUUUUAUUAUACUUAAUAUAAUUCUAAAAUAUUAAGAUUUCGUUUAAUAGCAUGACAAUUGAAAAAGCAAUCACUGAAUGUCAUUAUUGACAUUUGAUUUUAAUUUUUUAAACUCAAAAAAAAUGUAAAUGGUUAAAAAAAGAGAAGGGACCAAUUCAAAUUCUGCUCAAGUUGAACCAUUUUCUUCCAAGUAUAAAAAGAAAUGAAAUUAGUGGAAAUUUUUGAUAUAAAAAAAUCUGCAGGAGAACAGAUUGAGAAAAUAGGAAGAGAUUUUUUGUUUUAAAUUUUAAAUAAAAAGGGGAAAAAUUUUUGACAUUACAAAAAUGCUCGAUUUUUAAUGGAAAAUGUAUUGAAUUUUUGGCAUGAGAUUGCUUUUUGUUAAGAUAAUUUAAAUGAUGAUGUAUAUUAAUAAUUGUAACUUUAUAUUA